Molecule: messenger RNA, 1915 nt
Organism: Lepisosteus oculatus (spotted gar)
Lineage: Eukaryota; Metazoa; Chordata; Actinopteri; Semionotiformes; Lepisosteidae
Gene: strap
Product: serine/threonine kinase receptor associated protein
Biological process (GO): spliceosomal snRNP assembly
Cellular component (GO): SMN complex
Molecular function (GO): RNA binding; protein binding
Source: RefSeq, a predicted model, not a curated record
GGCGGCUGCGGCCAUGCGUCACCCUCUCUCCUCUGGCACAUCCUGUUAAUUUUCUCUUGCUCCCCGUCUGUUUCGUUCCUAGCUCCCCUCCCGCACCGGUCGCCUACGGUAGCCGGCGGCACAGCGUUGUCCGCAGGGCGAACGCUUUCACCCCCACCCCACCCCAGUCCCGGGAUCCGACCGUCCUUACCGGCUCCAAACUCCUCUCCCCUGGGCAGCCCUCGCACGGCGUACCGAUACCAGGCCUUUCUGCUCCUUCUCGUCUCUCUCUCUCUCUCUCCCCCCGUCGCUGACCGUAUUUGUGCAGUUUUUCUCUCCCUCCCUGCCCUUGGUGCGGGACUGAUUUGCGAGGAGCGUUAUGGCUAUGAGGCAGACACCGCUUACUUGCUCUGGGCACACACGGCCUGUGGUUGACUUGGCUUUCAGCGGAAUAACCCCUUAUGGAUAUUUCCUGAUAAGUGCGUGCAAAGAUGGCAAACCUAUGUUGCGCCAGGGGGACACAGGGGACUGGAUUGGAACGUUUCUGGGUCACAAGGGUGCUGUCUGGGGGGCCACCUUGAACAAAGAAGCCACCAAGGCGGCCACUGCUGCGGCCGACUUCACCGCCAAAGUGUGGGAUGCUGUUACAGGGGAUGAGGUCCUCACUCUAGCCCAUAAACACAUCGUCAAGUCUGUGAACUUCACUCAGGACAGUACAUGCCUUUUAACCGGGGGGCAGGAUAAAGUUUUGCGCAUUUAUGACUUGAGCAAGCCUGAUGCAGAGCCUCAGGAGAUCACUGGCCACACCUCUGCCAUUAAAAAGGCUCUUUGGUGCAAUGAUGAUACGCAGAUACUUUCAGCUGCAGAUGACAAAACAGUGCGCCUGUGGGAUAGGAAUAGCAUGGAGGUAGUGAAGACCCUGUCUUUUGACAUUUCAGUCAGCAGCAUGGAGUACAUUCCAGAGGGAGAGAUACUUGUUAUCACUUAUGGGAAAACCAUUGCAUUUUACAAUGCACUAAGCCUUGACUUGAUUAAGACGGUUGAUACCCCAGCAUCAAUUAAUUCUGCUUCUCUUCAUCCUGAGAAGGACUUCUUUGUUGCUGGGGGUGACGAUUUCAAGCUUUACAAAUACGACUAUAAUACUAAGGAAGAAUUAGAGUCUUACAAGGGACACUUUGGGCCAGUCCACUGUGUGCGAUUCAGUCCUGAUGGUGAACUGUAUGCCAGUGGGUCUGAGGACGGCACACUGAGACUUUGGCAAACAGCAGUUGGGAAGACUUAUGGCUUAUGGAAAUGUGUUCUCCCAGAGGAACUGGUUUCGGAGAACUCUGAUGCACUCUACUGUACCGCCACUGAAAUAAAGGCAUGAGUCUCCCGGACAGCCUAGGACAAGAGGCGAUGAGGAGAAAGUGGAUUGCCCUGGCUCCUGCAGAUACAGAGACCAAGACUCAGUAUAUGGUUACAGAUCCACAGGCUUCACCUCCUCUACGGAAGCAGUUGUGGGAGCUGCACUGACCUAGGUGUCAGAGUGGACAAGGGGUUGUUCUGUGAUAUAACAUUCAAACCAAACAGGGAAAAAAAAAGUAUACAAGAGGAAAGCAGUAGACCUGUGAACUUCUUAGCACAGCUGCCUGCUUCCUUUUUGUUAUUUGUGAUAUUUCAGCUUUUUUGGAUGAACUAUCCUAGAUCUCUCUUCCCCAGUGCUGUAGCCAUGUGAUCUAUUUUUUGUUUAAUAUAAGAAUAUAGGGAGGUCUUGGCUGUGCUUGCAAAUUUCUGAUUGUAGGAGGAUUUUGUUUUAUUAAAAUACAGAAAAAAAUAAAUAAUGGGUGAGAAAAGCAAGGUUAUUUUUGUUCUUGGCUUUCAUUUUAGAAGACUUCUGUUAAUUUUGGAAUUGUUUUGUGUUAUAAAAAUAAAGUUUUUUUUUCCUGUCACAGUA